Aspergillus lentulus is the source of this 2598-nucleotide messenger RNA. RefSeq lists its product as uncharacterized. Gene Ontology annotation, biological process: telomere maintenance via recombination; chromosome organization involved in meiotic cell cycle; double-strand break repair. Lineage: Eukaryota; Fungi; Ascomycota; Eurotiomycetes; Eurotiales; Aspergillaceae. Gene Ontology annotation, cellular component: Mre11 complex; condensed nuclear chromosome. Gene Ontology annotation, molecular function: G-quadruplex DNA binding; single-stranded telomeric DNA binding; double-stranded telomeric DNA binding. The record is from RefSeq and is a predicted model, not a curated record.
AUGGAUGUCGACAAUUCAAAUACCCCCACCUCACGCGAUCCUCGCCUCAUCAGUCGAAACAGGCCAGCGCCAGCCAGGACAGCAUCUCUAGAUACUGGCAUAUCGGGAUCUCCUAAUGGUCAUAAGUUAGGGGUACGGCCACCCAACAAUCCUCCGCCUAUUGACAGGCAGGAUGGGGCUCCUGGAGAUCAAUUCAUUCGCACCCUCUCGGAAUUGAUCAAAGCUGCUGUUGACACAGCUACUCGGGAAGUCGAAAAGGAUAAAUUGCUGAAGAAGAAGGACACGACAGAGGGUCUGUUGCGAAAGGCAAAAGCUGCGCCAAAUUUCCCAUCAACCACAGCAUUUUUCCAGCAAGCUCGCAAGGAUGAAGAUUCUGAGUUGACACGAAUGGAUGAGACCAUCACUAAAUACCAAGCGCACUAUCGCCAGCUAGAAAAUUCUCUCACGACCAGAUGGGUGCCUUUGCUUCUGCGCAAUCAAUCUGAUUCAGACGGGAAGAUAAACAAACUACAGGAUGAAAUUCGGGCGCUCACGAAGCGAGUGGGAGAUGCAGAAUCAGAUGCGAGUCGUGAGAAAUAUCAGUUGCAAGAGACCAAGAUCCAGAUGCUUCAGGAUCGUGUCGUCCUACUCGAGAAGACUUCCGGCAACCAUGCGACUUCUAUCAACGCUCAGAUGAGAUACGAAAAAGAGAUUAAGGAACGCGUUGAUAAAUUAAGCUCAGAUAUUGCUCAAUUCCCCUCUCAAGAAACCAUACUGAGACACUUUUCAUCGGAAGUUGAGGAGUUGAAAAGAAUCACUAUGACCUUGGACGCCAAGCUGAGCUCUUUGCGAAAGGCACAGGAAGAAUAUUCGGGUUCUCUCGAAAGAGUAAACAAAAGCAUCGAUGCGCAACGGAAACGUCUCGAUGCCAGCAACGAUAAUUCUACUGCUUUCGCGAAGAAAUUCAAAGAAAUCCACGAGCGUCUGGCCCCGAUAGAAAAGGUCCAGGCAAUCCCGCCGGACGGUUCAGCGACAGUUCCAAUUGACGCAUCUAAUAUUGAGUUGCGUUUGAAGAAUGUCGAAGACAAUCUAUCCAAGAUACCCAGACCUGUCUCAUCCUUGCAGUCGGCAGUCCAGAGUUUGUCAGAACAACUCCAGCAAUUACAAAGCCUUCAGGCGAUGAAAGACGAUUUUCAUUUCGCAGAAAUGGAGGAGAUUAAGAAAUCAACCGUUGAUAAAGCCGAGAUACAAUCAUUGAAAGACAGCUACAACCGCCUCGCCGACGAAACACGGAGAAUAAGCCAGUUGGACCGUGCAGGAGCUGUAGAUCAAGCUGAGAUACAGUCAUUGAAAGACAGCUACAGCCGCCUCGCUGGAGAAAUACAGAAAAUGAGCCAGUUGGACCGUGCAGCAGCCGUGGAUAAAGCUGAGAUACAAUCGUUGAAAGAGACCUCCAGCCGCCUCGCUGAAGAUAUGCAGAAAAUCAGCCAGUGGAACCCCGCAGCUGCCCUUCAGCAAAUUCACACGGUGGACGUGAAAAUCAAUACAGUUGACAUGGCAUUAAAAAAUUCCAAUCGCUUACUCGAGAGUGUGCGCGUCGGCCUCCAUUCCCUGGAGACACGUUACAAUCAUCUUUCCACUGAAAUGGUCGUAAAGAACAUGGUUGUUGCCAUGCAAGAGAUGUACCCCUCUGCAGGCCAAUUGACAGAGCAGAUCACAACCUUGAAAAACCAAGCCGAGAAAGAAAUAUCAUCUCUGAAAAAGACGAUUGAGCAGCUUGUUCAGGCCCAAAAUAGUCAGAAGGCUUUGCUAAACCGCCUUCAAGACGACGUCGGCCAGCGUUCAGCAGAAGUAACCCAUCUCGGGGAGUCCUUUGGAAAGGUAGCUCAUCAGGUCUCUGCUCUCACUGAACAGCUAGAGGGUGUACGCGCUCUGCCAGACAAACUUCAGCAAUUGCACGCCAACUUCGACUCUCUUACUGAGCAAUAUCGAGAACACGUCUCCGAAAUUAAGGACCAUAUUAAAGGCAAAGAGGUGGCCGACGGUCAAAACAGAAUUGAAUUGGAUGAAUCCUUCCGCGAAUUGAAAGACCAGGUCCAAAACUUAUCCAGUGGCCUCAACCAGAUGAAAGUCGUGAUGAAUGAAAUCACCUUAAAUAAAAAGGAUUUACAAUCCCUCGAUGAUCGGUUCCGCCGCUUCGAGGAAUCCGUGUCGGCCGAUCAUCGGGAUUUGUCAGAGCAAAUCAAUGCGCUCAAAGAUUCUUUGGAAUCCCAGGCGCUAGAUUCUCCCACAGCCAGUGGGAUGCAAUCGCCCAAGCGGGAACAUAGUCCUGCAGGAUCAGAUGCCGCCCCACUAUCAAACUAUGCUGAGAUGGCAGAGGCCAAUCCUGCGCUGGCAUUGCGCGAGAAGAAGAAAAAGAAAAAACGACCACGCCCUUCAACCAUAUCCGACGAUGAAAAUGAGAGGUCGUCUGGUGCUAGGAAUGAGUCUCCCAUGACACUCUCUUCACCAGCUCACGCAUUGGACAAUGAAGAUGCAUCGCCUUCGGAGAGCAAGAGAAAGUCCAAGAAGAAGAAAAAGCGCAGGUUGAUCACGGAGGGACCGAUCACCAUAGACUAG